This is a messenger RNA of Myxocyprinus asiaticus (Chinese sucker), 1124 nucleotides long. RefSeq names its product interleukin 13 (gene il13). The coding region runs from base 122 to 538 and encodes 138 amino acids. The transcript is spliced from 4 exons. NCBI's taxonomy places the organism in Eukaryota, Metazoa, Chordata, Actinopteri, Cypriniformes, Catostomidae. The record is from RefSeq and is a predicted model, not a curated record.
AGGCCGGGAUGUAGCACGUCCUCUUUGAGAGUAUAUAUACUCAGCCUACAGCAGAAGUGGAAUCAGUCAUAGCUAAAGUCUUUAGAAACCUUUCUGGUUUGGCUUGAAUUAGAUUGACAAAAUGAUGAAGACUCUACUGUUGGCCUGUGCAGCUGUUUGCGCCUUUGCUGCUCCUUCAAAAACAGAUGAGAAACGUUUAUUGGAAGAACUUUCUGUUGAAAUCAACAGCACUUUGAAAGACCUAAAUCAUAAGGACGACAUCUUUGUGACAGAUCUGAAAGUGAAGAAUCAACAAUGUAAGGAUGACUUUUUCUGCCAGUUUGAGCAAGUACUAAAAGAGGAGGUGUCUGGACUGUCUGGGGUCAUUUUUGAACAUUUCCGUACAAACAAAAAACUAAUGAGGAAUUUGGAUAAAUUUAACCGCUAUCAUGAGAAAACCUGCAAACCUGUCCACAUAAAAAAACAUGAGGAAAUCCUCUUGCGUGAUUUCAUGAAUGUUCUUAAAGGUUGUGUUCAAAAAAGAUAUCGCGAAAUGUAAAAAAUUUGCUUGAUGUUUUUUCAGUGAAGUUACCUUAUCGCCAGACCAAGCAGUUAAUUUAUGAAAGAUCAUAUUUAUGUUUUAUAUUUCUAUUGAAGUCAUAUUUUAUUUACAUUGACUGUGUUUCUGAAAGGUUGUCUUUUAGAAUUUUGUAACUGAAAAAAAUUAGCUGAAAUAUAUUUUUACACUCUCAAAUAUUGUCUGAUGUUUCCUUUAUUCUACAGAUUUUGUGUGUUUCUGAGAGUGGUUUGAAAAGGUUGUGCAAUUUUAGUGUAUUGCAGUUUUUUUGGGUUUUUUUUUUUUUUUAGAUAAACAAAGGACGAGUUAAAUAACCUUUAGCGACCUUUACAGUUCAUCAUGUUGACAUACACAGAAUAUCAAUAUGCAUAUAUAAGUAUAUCUGACAGAGAUGGAUCAGGUGACAUCACAAUAUAUACUAUAUUCAAAAUGUUUAUUGCAUCCAAUAUCAGCUUGAACAAAAUAUGAAAUGUAUAUAGUUGGAAUGUGCUUUCGUAAUGUAUGUAGAUAAAAAUGUACACAACUGUACAAAAUUAAUAAUUGUUAUCAUUACAGUUGUAUUAAUAAA